AUGUCAGCAACAUUGAACCAGAGGAGGACAAAAAAGGCAAUAAGUGUUGAUGAUGUAGUUUCUAAGGAAAGAGGUAAGGGUCCAAUUAUUAAGCAGGAAAUAAGACCAAAUCCAAAACCACCCCCACCUUUUCCUCAACGACUGAAGCAGAAAAGGGAGAAAGGAAAAUUCAAGCGAUUAAUUGAGAUGUUGAAAGAGUUGAUCUUGCAUAUUCCUCUUCUUGAGGAAUUGGAGAAGAUGCCUAGAUAUUCUAGGUUUAUGAAGCAAUUAGUUACAAAGAAGAAAGGAUCUACUAUUGAGGAUAUUGAUGGGUUUCACCACUGUAGUGUAGUCACUACUAGGUCUCUGGUCCAGAAAAAGGGUGAUCUUGGAGCAUUCACUAUACUAUGCACUAUUGGGUCAUCCCGAUUUACUAAAGCCUUAUGUGACCUAGGAGCCAGCAUAAAUUUGAUGUCGCUAGCUAUAUUCAAGCAAUUGGGCUUGAGCCCUCCUGAACCGACUGCAGUGCGAUUGUUGAUGGCUGAACGUACAGUGAAGAAACCUGUGGGAAUUUUAUUUGAUAUGGCUAUGAGAGUUGAUAGCUUUAUAUUUUUGGAUGACUUUGUCAUUCUGGACUGGGAGAAUGAUAUCGAGAUGCCCAUCAUAUUUGGGAGACCAUUUAUGGCCACAGGUAUAGUAAUGAUUGGCAUGGAAAGGGGAGAGCUGAACUUUAAAGUCAACGAUGAGGAGGUCACAUUCAACAUCCAUAAAUCGAUGAAGCAGCCAACCGACAUGAGGGUAGUGUCAUGA
This is a messenger RNA of Capsicum annuum, 789 nucleotides long. RefSeq lists its product as uncharacterized. The transcript is spliced from 2 exons. Bases 1 to 789 code for a protein of 262 amino acids. The record is from RefSeq and is a predicted model, not a curated record. Lineage: Eukaryota; Viridiplantae; Streptophyta; Magnoliopsida; Solanales; Solanaceae.